AUGAAAGCUGGGAAAACCUUUGAGUGUUUGUUUCACAGCCAGCCAAAGGAAAUAAGAAUGCAAGAUUCAUCGGACGUGAAGGACAUCAAUCCAAGGUCGCUGACAGUCCUGGGACGAGAGCAGGAGGUCGACUCUCAAGUCAGCGAGGAGCUGAAGAAGCUCUCGGUAGUGCCCGAUCCAACCAUCCCAGCCUCGUCUACCCGCUCCAAACGAGACCACAAACAAGAGAGACAACAACGAAUCUUGUCCGCACUCCUCGACAAGCCGGAGCUGUCGGAUGCUCUCGAGCCCUUUGACAACAUCUCACCGGGGGACACGUGGGAGAACGUGAGGGGCAAGGUGAAGUAUGAGGACGUGGUGAAGGUCGGCAAGGCUUUGAUGAAGGAGGCGGAGCUGAUAGCCGGAGACUUCAAGACGCUGAUGAGGAGCAAGCAAGUCGAGAAGCUCCUCGGGACCUCAGUGGAGAGGCCGACGGACGUGAAGGACUUCGAGCGGAAGAUCAUCGCGAGGUGGGGGGCGGACGACAAGACAUCAAGGCCCUACAAGAUCUGGACUGGGACCGUAAAAAAAAUGCAGCACUGCUUCUUGUCUCGGCUAGAGCGAUACUUGAAUGAGUUCUCACCGACCGAGAAGCGACAGGCUGACCUGAUAGUCGCCAUGGCGUACCUGUCGACUUUCAACUGGUGCUUGACGAGCAAGCGGGGGAAGCCUUUCGAACGGUAUGCUCUGCCAUCGGAUCAGCCUGAAGCUUCCCAGCAGCUGUCAGCUACCGUCAGUGACGUUGAUGCCGAAAUAGAUCUGAAGGCACCGUACAGAUGA
Molecule: messenger RNA, 819 nt
Organism: Guillardia theta CCMP2712
Lineage: Eukaryota; Cryptophyceae; Pyrenomonadales; Geminigeraceae
Exons: 3
Coding region: 1-819 (272 amino acids)
Source: RefSeq, a predicted model, not a curated record